UUUAAAGUUUUUUUUUUUGCCUUUUCUUAGUUUUUUUAUGCGGCUAUUACUGUUCUCUGAAAGAUCUGAUGUUGCAAGUUGCAGAAUCUUUAGAUCCCUUCCCCCCCCUUUCCUUUUGCCUCCCUGCCUUGCAGCACUUCAGGGGUUAAAAGUGAUUGAAGGCUCUUUGAAGAUGGGAUGAAAGGAAUAGCUGCUGGAGACUCUGCGCUGCCAUUGGUCCGGCGCCCUUCAAAGGACUCUUUUUCUUAACCAGAGGGGGGAGUCUGGCUUUAAGAAAGGAAUUCAGAAAUCCCAGGUCCUGGCAGCUGCACGGAAACAGGCACGGAGAUCCCAUCGCUGGGAAAAAAUCAAACCGAGGCAUUUUCGUCGUCGGACCGAAUACAUUCGCCCGUCUGGGUCGGUGGAAAGCUAUAAAAAAGAAGGCUGGCAUUUUUCGCAGCGGUUUCAUGUCCCAUUCGGACGGCGGCGGCGUUUACGGCGCUGCCAGGACGCAGCUUUCAGUGAUCUCCACUGAUGUUUCAUUAAAGCCAUAACACCCCUUUGUUCUUUUGGCUUUGUCCCCAGGGGGAGUGAAAAAGGGCUUUUUGGUUUUGAUUAAAAAAAAAAAAAAAAAGUUCAGAGAGAGAGAAGAGGGGAGGGAGAGAGAGGGAGAGAUCCUUGCAGUUCGAACUUACUCAACAAGAAGGUGUGAGCUGAUUUUUCCCUUCUCCUGUUUUUUUUUUCCUCCACUUUUGGAUUUUCUCUUUUUUUUUUUCUGCCACUUGGAUCUGGACUUAAAGACGCACUCGCCCAGCAGCCGCCGCAGCGAUGAGAAGCGAUCAGCGGCCGACGGGAUUAUUUGUGGACUUUUAGCGCAAGGGGGACCCGGGGCAAGGAGCCGCUGUUGCACAAACAAGGAUAUUUGUAAAGACUCCUGGCAGCCAUGAGUUCUGCUGGAGUAUUGACCUGCAUCCCAGACUCUGGACGUAUCUUCAGGGAAACUUCUUUGCGUCCACCUGUACCAGGCCAGGAGACUAAAAACUACAAGUCUGAAAAGUUCACCAUGGAUUCUCAGCACUUAAGACACAAGGAAGAUUAUAUCCGUGAAGCUGAAGGCUGCGUUGCCAACGAUUCCCGCUUCUCCAGAUGGGGCAGGUCUCUAAAUCUUCUACUCGAUGACCAGGAUGGAGCUACGCUUUUCCGCAUGUACUUGGAAGGGGAAGGUCUUGUGGAUCUUUUAAGUUUUUGGUUUGCUUGCAAUGGAUUUAGGGCUAUGGACCCGUUGGAACCCAAGACAUCAAAAACUGCUAAAGCCAUAUAUCGCUGGUAUGUACAAAAUAGUUCAGCAGUUUCAUGCCGCUUAAAGCCAUCUACCCGUACCCAAGUGAAGGAGUGUGUGAAGAACCAGCAACUGAAUAAGACUGUGUUUGACCAGGCCCAACAAGAGAUACAAAGGGCAAUGGAGCAGGAGGCAUUUACCUCUUUUUUGCAGUCCGAUAUAUGCAAGGAGUAUGCUCGUGGUGUUGAAGACAGUCCAACUCCAGAGAGUCCUGGGCCUGGGCUUCCAACGUUGGCCGAGGAUGAGGAGUUUGGAGGGUUACACCAUUUUUCUUCUGGAAUGGGGAAAAUAAAUCGUGCCUUCUGUCGGAUCCCUCCUAGAAACCAAAGGUCUCAUUUUCGGAAGUCGGAACCGAGCUAUCAGUACUUUGCACCCGCAGCCAGUAUCAACGAUAGUGAGAUAUCCAGUGAUGCCCUGACAGAAGACAGUAUGUCCAUGACAGAUGGCAGUGUAGAUGGGAUUCCACCGUAUCGUUCAAAAAAGCAGAGGGAGAUCCAUCGGAGUGUCAGUGCCAAUGGCCAAGUGCCUUUGCCUUUUGUUCCAAGGACGAUGCGCCCACCGGCAGAGAUGAUGCCAGCCAGCCCGGCGGAGUUUGCGGCCAAGCUAACAAUCGCUUUGGAGCGAGUAAAGAAACAGAGGGAGGCUGAAGAGAAACUGGAAGAAAGGUUGCAGAGGUUAAAAGAGGAAGACGAAAAAGCUGAAUACGACAUCCCACCGUCCAGUCACGAGGCCGUACCCGGAAGCGCUGUAGAGGACGAUCCACAGUCCAUCCUUGAUGACCACGUAUCCAGGGUCUUGAAAACGCCGGCAAAUCUGUCGCCAAGAUCUCAGUCCCCUUUCGUUCAAAGAAAAGGCAAAUUUCAACCGGCCUUCUCGAAAGGGCAGAGUUCCAUAUCUUGCCACUUGCGUCCCAAAGUCCCUCAGGGUAUGGAAUCCAGCACUACGUCAACGUUAGAGCACCGAAGCUCUGUAAGCAGCCAACUCCCAAGGAGCUCCAGAAAACCAGAAGGUUGCACCCAGUCCCACAGAGCGGAGGAAGGAACCUCGGCCGCCGUGCUGACCACUCCUCUUUCUCCAGAGCAGGAAGCCGAGCGCAACCACAGUGUCCUGCAAUGGGUUCUAGAAAGCGCAAAGUUGAUGAAAAAGCACCACCGCGAAACACCUGCCAGUGUCACUCAUUGCCCUGAACUAAAGAAGGCUACACACCGUGCAGCAUCCCAACCAGCACAUUUGUUCCUGCAAGAUACUUCCAUGCCGCCCCUUACGGCUCCCAACACUCUGGAUCAACUGGAAGAGGCCAGAAGACGUCUUGUAGAAGAUAAGAGAGUUCCCAAACUUCAUAAGUCCAGGUGUGUACAGUCUGCCACAAUGAAAGAAAAAGGCAAAACAGUGGAAAGCGUCCCGUCAUCUGCCUUCUCUACUCUAAAACUUUCAGAUGAGCAUAAGACAGCCAAGAAAGCAAGUUCAGAUUGUCAGGGUCAAGGACUUGCCAUCGUCUACUACUUCUGUGGUGAAAGGAUUCCGUACAUGAUCCGUACCAAGGAGCCAAGCUUGACGCUACAAGAGUUCAAAGAGUUGUUGAGCAAGAAAGGAAGUUACAAGUAUUAUUUCAAAAAGGAGAGCCAUGAGUUUGAAUGCAAUGCUGUUUUCCAAGAAGUGUCUGAAGAAGACGCCGUGCUACCUUUAUUUGAGGAAAAAAUCAUCUGCAAGGUGGAAAGGGCAUGUUGACCGUGAUACGGAACUGCAAGUGGAGAGUUAUUUGCUGCUGUCUAAAUAAGUCGAUACGUGGUCAUGGAAAACAUGGCCAAGAACGGCACCCAUUGACUUUAGAGUGCUCUGAUUUUGGCCCGUUCUUGGAAGAGGGCAAAUCCAAAAGGUCGUUCCUUUUUCAUUAAAGGAAUGGUAACAGCAAUAUGAAGUCCCAAUGGAGUAGCCUUAAAAGAAGCAACCAAUCUAAAGGAAAGGACAGGCGAAAUUGAUAUUGCUCAAAAUGCCAAGGAAUUAUUGCUUGUGUUUUGAUGGGAGUGGAUCUUUCCCCCAAUAUCAUGUGACUUUUGACUCUUUGUAUCUAAAUUAAAAAAAAAAAAAAUACUUCUUUCCGGAUAAGCCACUAUCUAUACCUUGGUACAUAAAAUGUACAUUUAUUUUUAUUCUGCGUAUUUAUGAAACGGAAGAUGUUUUUGUUCUUUGUCUAAAAAAAAAAAAAAAAAAAUCAAAUCCUUGCCAUCAUUUGGAGGAUGUUCUAUAAUAAUGUUUGAUGUAGAAAUCACCACUAUAGAAAACUGAACGGUAAUGUGCAGGCUGUCCCUGGGCACAGUCGGAGAUGCAGCCUCGUCUUCAAAGUGCUGGAUAUUUGAUAAAACAUGAAAAAAAAAACCCAACUCCAUUUGUCCUGGAAGAAUGCAUACGGACAUCUACGGUAUCCCAAGGACUUUGCAAUGGAUGCUGCGGCUUCAAAGGCAUGGAAACAAAGUAGGGAGAAGAGAAAAAAGGCAAGACUUUAUCAUUCGAAUGAACUCGGAACAUAAAUAAUUUAUAGGACGUUUCUGGCUGCAUGAAAUCACGAAAUCCUCCAUAUUUUUUUUUUUUUUUGUGGUCAUCAAACUAUGCAAAGAAUUGAUAUGCUGCUCUGAAGUUCCACUGGCUGCAUUACUGUCGCAUUCGUACGGUGCGUCCCGCCAACGCUUGCCCCAAUCACGGGGUAAGGAACUGCUAAACGUCGCCCAGCCCCGCCCUUUCUGGCAGUCCGAGAUCUACUUAUAUAUUGAGGUCUUGAUAUUUUUAUUUUUUUGGUUUUUAUAUAUAAAUCUAAAUUAUUUUAUAAAUAGAUUUUUUUUUUUUAAAAGUAUCUGGUACUUGGAAUUAGGACCUUGGCAAUUUUUUUUUUUCCCCCUCUGUUCAGUUUUAUAAACAGAAGGGGGGGUCCCUUUAGUGAGUUUGGGGCCCAAACAUGAGUGGGACUUUGCUGGGACCUCGCUAGCACAAUCUGCACAGGAUGGAUGGAGUCUUAACCCAUUUUCACGGUGGUACUGCUAACUGAACGGAUUGUACUUUUUCCUUUACGGACAUGCGUUAUUUAAGAUUAUAAUAUAUUUAUCUGAUACUCUGUUUUAAGGGUGGUUAUUGUCCCUUAUUUUUAAAGGGUUAGUUUGCCUUUUGUAGAUGCUGUACAAAAAACAAAAACAAAAACAUGCUUGCUGUUAAAACAGUGAUGACAGGGCAUUUUGUGGGUUUGAAUCCAUUGCAUAUCAAAGGGCUUCUAUUAAAAGAGAAAAGUGCUUAAAACCA
Messenger RNA from Xenopus tropicalis (tropical clawed frog), 4606 nucleotides. Its product is annotated as axin-related protein. The transcript has 12 exons. The record is from RefSeq and is a predicted model, not a curated record. Bases 923 to 3046 code for a protein of 707 amino acids. NCBI's taxonomy places the organism in Eukaryota, Metazoa, Chordata, Amphibia, Anura, Pipidae.